Phaedon cochleariae (mustard beetle) is the source of this 900-nucleotide messenger RNA. Lineage: Eukaryota; Metazoa; Arthropoda; Insecta; Coleoptera; Chrysomelidae. The record is from the annotation of a GenBank genome assembly.
AUGAAUGAUAUCACCAACUCACUUCUAGAGCAAAUACCAUCAUAUAAGUUUCCAUUUGUAAGCUUGCAAGCUAAUCCUGGGCCACAAAUUGAUGUUGGAGUGGGUGCAGAGGGAUAUCCAAUGCUACAUUCAUCUCCUUCAUCUACAAAAACAAAAAAGAAAAUGGCAGAUUUAGAUGAUUUCUUCGCCAAAAAAGACCGUAAAAAGUCGAAAACCACAAAAAAAUUCGCUACCACCGAAGAGGUAGCGAAAAAACUAGAAGAUACCGCGAGAAAGACUGAAAAACAAAAAAAGGAACGUGUUCCUGAAGGAGAAGUCGAUUCCUCUGCGCCAAUCCACGAACAAGAUGAGUGGAAGGACUUUGAGGAAGAGAAAAAAGAUUACACCGGCCUGAAAAUCGGUAACCUAGCCAUCACAGCCAACUCAGAUGGUAACCAGAGUGCCAAGGAACCAAACUCUGAGGAUUCCAAAGAAGAUGAGAUGGGACAGGAAAUGGAAAAAAAAUCAGGUCCCUGGAAGCGAAUUGACCCCAAUGAGGUGCAGGAAGAGGUGGUAGUGGUCAAAGAGAAGAGACCUGAACCAACACCAGCACCUAGUGAGAGUAAAUCUAGUUAUGUGGCCCCUCGUCUGAGGAGUACCCCAGGAGGUGGGGGUGGACAGCAGGUUGCUCCUUUGAGGCACAGGUCGAAAGUUGCUCCUGAUAUACACAAUGAGGAAUCUUUCCCUGGAUUAUCCAAAACUGGAGACUACAAAAGAAACCGCAGUGAAGGUGCUUUUGAAGUGGUGCAACAAAAUCGGUCAACUUCGUACAGACAGGCAGAGCAAUCCAAGCUGAACUCUGCCCAAGGCCCCAAACUGAGCCUCGGCAACCGUUAUAAUUCUCUCAGUAAUGAUAGCUAG